Molecule: messenger RNA, 2139 nt
Organism: Aethina tumida (small hive beetle)
Lineage: Eukaryota; Metazoa; Arthropoda; Insecta; Coleoptera; Nitidulidae
Exons: 6
Coding region: 341-1585 (414 amino acids)
Biological process (GO): regulation of transcription by RNA polymerase II
Molecular function (GO): RNA polymerase II cis-regulatory region sequence-specific DNA binding; DNA-binding transcription factor activity, RNA polymerase II-specific
Source: RefSeq, a predicted model, not a curated record
UCAACCACGGUCGCGACCAAUAAAACUGCCAGCGAACUGCAGUUUCCCUUGUAAUGCUGUGAUUAAUUCUGGUACAAAGUUACGAAAAUACCGUCUAAAAGCGUGCAAGGAGUAGGUGUGAAGUGUCGCGGACAUGGAAAGGUGCCGGGAAUAGAUUGGAUUGAUCGUAUUUACGCUUGAGAAGCAUAAAACAUAACCUUACUAUAUUGACGUUUGGGCGAAUAUAUAAGUGUCAAAUUAUAAUAACAACUAUUGGAACGGGCAUCGGAUAAUCAACUGCCGUACUGGCGAUUAUAAUUUUCGUAUUACGGGUAAAUGUAAAUAUAAAACAACAACAACAAUGUCCACAUCAAACCAAUACCACCUAAGGGAAACGGAACACCAAAGGUUUCAAUCUACUAGCAGUGCUGAAGAAGAGAAUGAAACAGGCUCCGAAGAUGAACAGCCAAUGUACCAGUUUAAUUAUGUUAGUGAGAACUAUGUUGGUGAACAAAGGACAGUUAAAAGGAGAGGCCAUCUGCCAAAAGAUUCAGUUAAAAUCCUUAAAAACUGGCUUUAUGAACACAUGUUCAAUGCUUACCCAUCCGAAAUUGAGAAACACAUAUUGUCCCAAGAAACAAACCUCACUGUUCUUCAGAUCAGCAACUGGUUUAUCAAUGCAAGGAGAAGAUACCUUCCCGAAAUGAUGCGACGCGAGGGCUACGACUCAAUGCACUACACGAUCACGCGAAGGCGAAGGGCGGCGGCUCGUCGCGGCAACGGCGAUGUGUACCACAAGGGUAGCAAGCUGCUACGAAUGGACGGCGGCAGCGAAGACAGCGACGACUAUGACGAGACGACGAACGGCUACACAGAGGAGACUGAGGGUGACGAGCAAGUGCGAAAGUUCAAUCCGUGGCAGGCCGACAUUCAUUACGGUCUCACCGUUAAUCCUUCAGAUAAAGGAGGGUCUGAGGCGUUAGAGGUGGGACACACGGAAGAAGUGGAGAGUUCAAGUGAGGCGACGACCGCAUCCAACUUGUUGGUGGUUAAAACGUCAUCGGGGAAGAAUGUUUUUCUUAAAGUUUUACCGCAAGGCAGCAAAUCAAAUUCUAGUUUUGUGUUGCCGAAAACGUACCUGCUUAAGUCUAGCAACUUAUUGAAACAGCCCACGUCGACCAAUGUGCAUGUUCUGCAGCAGAACGAGGAAGAUGAGGAGUCGCAAGAUGCGCACAUCAACGAUGAACUGAAUUACACUGAGGAAGUGGAGGAGCAGGAAGUUGUGGAGACUGAGGAGGUGCCGCACCUGUUGACGGAUGGAAUCGAGGAGGAGGUCCUUGAAGAUCAAGUUGUACAGGAGGAUGGUGUGGUCAUAGAAGACGGCACCUUCCUUAGUGAGAACAUUUUCGAAACGGCCUUCGUUCCGGAAACUGAAGAAGUGUUUGUGAACGAAGUCACACUGGAGGACAAUGUUAAUGAAGUGACCAUCGAGGAAAACGUAGCAAACGAAGUGACUAUAGACAAUGAUAUCUCCAAUAUCCAUGAGAUAACUGUAGAAGAUGAGGUUAUAGUGAAGGAAGAAAUGUUAGAUAUGUUACAGGAAUAAUUUAGAGCACCUAAUUUAAUGAUUUAUUUAUUUGAUUAUGAAUUAUUUUUGGUUAAGAUGCCAGUUGGCUUUUGAAGCCUAUGUGGAAAGUAACUGAUCUCCAAUGGCAUCUUGUAAGUCUUUAAAUAUUACAGUUUUUUAUAGAAUCACACACGAAAUUGAAUAUUAAUGAUUUAACAGAUCUAUUAUCAAAAAAAAAAAAAAAAAGAAACUGUCUUAUAUAAAGGUUCUACCCUUGCUUACAUGUAUGCCAAUAUUCAAGAAUUAUGGAAUAAUUUAUAUGGUGUAUUUUAUUUUGUAAAGCUAGUAAAAAUUUUGAUGUAAAGUUAAUUUGUUUGUUAAUGAACGAUGCCGUAAAGAUAGUGAAAUAGAAUAUUUUUUAUAAAGCUGUUAUUGAUUUUCCAUCAUUAAUUUGUCUUUAAAUUUGGUCAACUAACUUGAUUGUACAAAGGAGACCGACCCAACAAUUUACACAAUUAUACAAUACUAUACGUAAAAUGUAAUGUUCCCAUUUUUAUUUGAUUCAAAUAAAAUUUUUGGAAUGCGUAACGUAA